Chiloscyllium plagiosum (whitespotted bambooshark) is the source of this 1473-nucleotide messenger RNA. NCBI's taxonomy places the organism in Eukaryota, Metazoa, Chordata, Chondrichthyes, Orectolobiformes, Hemiscylliidae. The record is from RefSeq and is a predicted model, not a curated record.
AGGUCAGCUCCGGUCACUACACCGAGGAAGUGAGGUAAGGCCGGCACCGGAAGUUAUGGUGCGAAGUUUCCGUGAGAGAUGGCGGUGCAUGUCCGUUCCCGGGCCAAGCGCUAUGAGAAGCUCGACUUCCUGGGCGAGGGGCAGUUUGCCACUGUAUAUAAGGCAAAAGACAAGAACACAGACAACAUUGUUGCAAUAAAGAAGAUUAAAGUUGGUCACAGAUCUGAAGCUAAAGAUGGUAUUAAUAGAACAGCCCUUCGAGAAAUCAAGUUGUUGCAGGAACUCAGUCACCCAAAUAUUAUAGGACUCCUUGAUGCAUUUGGCCAUAAAUCCAACAUCAGUCUUGUUUUUGAUUUUAUGGAGACCGAUUUAGAGGUAAUAAUAAAAGAUACCAGCCUCGUGCUGACUCCUGCUAACAUAAAAGCAUAUAUGUUAAUGACGCUCCAGGGUCUAGAAUAUCUUCAUUUACACUGGAUUCUACAUAGGGAUAUGAAGCCCAACAACUUAUUAGUGGAUGAGAAUGGAAUUCUCAAACUUGCUGAUUUUGGUUUAGCCAAGUCAUUUGGAAGUCCCAACAGAGUGUAUACUCAUCAGGUAGUAACAAGGUGGUACAGAUCACCAGAGUUGUUAUUUGGAGCUAGAAUGUAUGGAGUUGGAGUAGACAUGUGGGCAGUUGGUUGUAUAUUAGCUGAGCUACUACUUAGGACACCAUUUUUACCUGGGGACUCUGACCUAGAUCAGCUGACUAAAAUAUUUGAAGCUUUGGGCACUCCAACAGAAGAAUUGUGGCCAGGAAUGACCAGCCUUCCGGACUAUAUUUCAUUUAAGAGUUUUCCUGGUACUCCACUCGAGCAUAUAUUUAGUGCUGCUGGGGAUGACCUACUGGAAUUGCUGCAAGACCUGUUUACAUUUAAUCCCUGUGCAAGAAUAACAGCUACUCAGGCGCUGAAGAAGAAGUAUUUUAGUAACCGCCCUGGACCAACAGCGGGACCUCAACUGCCCCAACCCAACUGCUCAACAGAAGUCUUAAAAGAGCAAGAGGCUAAGGCAGGUUUCAAACGUAAACGAACUGAAAACAUGGAGCAAGCUUUCGUCCUGAAAUUUAUUCAACUUCUCCUCCAGGAUUUUCAACAUCAGCUUCUUUUCACUAGCUGAGUCUCUAGUAUACCCAUUGUAAUCCUUGGUUCCUUGAUUUCCUCCUGCUCAACAGAAAAGGAGAUGCAGAACUGAAAAAUGCUGUGUUUUGCAUUUGAGACAAUCUCAGUCAACCACUUAAUAUGGUGUCAAGAGUGUGCUUCAUUUGAAAACCCAAGUGUACUACUUAUUUACAGAGACACUCAAUUUAAUUUGCAGUAAUGAUGGUUCCAGUGAAGUUGUAUACAAUCCAUUUAUUUCAUGCAGUCUCUCCACCUAGAUUUAUUAUUGAAUAUAAAUUCAUUUUCAUUAAUAGCCAGAUGUAAAUGUUGUUGCACU